AUGGCGCCCCAAACGAGUGCAUCUUCUCCGACGCCUACUGUGCAGCUUUCGCGAGUGUCGCACGCGCAGAGCUCCGUAUCCGGGAGGUUGAUCACCCUUGCAAUCGUCCUCGGUUGCCUGAUCUUCGUCGUUCUCCUUGUGCUCGCCAUUGUACCUCUUGUGCGACGUCGCUUCUACAAACGCGUGCCAAAAACGAAGACGAUGGCCGACAUGAACGAGGCUCAAGAGAGAGUCAAGGUUCCCCAGCAGUAUCGAAAAGGACACAGACCAACUCAAUCGGAGAUCGUGGGUAUGAUGCCUCUACUUCCCAAUCCACCAAAUCGCCUUUCGGUCGUUAUGGAAGAAAGACCAUCAUAUUUGUCGACGGCAUCCCGAGACCGUCAAAUGUCCGCCUUCAUCAAUGUGAACUACGAAGGGGUCGUUGCAGAGUUUGAUCCGUACGCUUUAUCACGCCCGUCCUCUCGCGAACUCCUGCCAACUGCACCUCAACUGAUUGCCCCUGCCAUACCCAGUAGCACAUUCCGUGCUUUAUCUCCUCCUCCAAGGCUUCCUCCGCUCAUAAUACCCGGCCUAAACGACUCCCCAACCCCAAAGCCUACUCGAAAAGCAUCCACCAGAUCGGCUGCAGAAUCAGACGACUCCGCAUCCAUCUACUCACAAGCCUCUGCAUCCACCUACGUCGCAUAUAGAUCAAACGCACUUCCAUUCUCCGUAUCCUCAACACCGCCCGUCCCAGCUCUUCCCGAUUAUCUCAAGUCGCAAUCAGCGGCACCCCGACCCCUCACUGGCACGCUCACCCACCUUCCUUUGUUGCCGUCUAGCUCAUCGACGUCCUUCACAGAGAUUCCUUUAUCUACACCGGACGACGAAUCUACUCUCACACGUGGUGAUACCCUCUUCGUCGGACGACUCUUAAAAUCCCGAGCUAGGGAUGCCCCGAGUCCACCUUCUCGCUCAUCAACGCAAGUAUCCCGUAUCGAACGAGCCGGAUCUAUCAAGCCUGCCAUACCCGAAGAAGAAGAAGAGGGGCAAUACGGAUCUCGAUACCGGGUUAAGAACCGGGUCGGUAGGAGGAAGAUGAGGAUACAGGAGAAUAUCGGACCAAAACCCCCUAUGGGAACUCUAGCUGAGGCGUCUUCGCCCGAUCUCACUGAGCCUCCUGCAUCGCCUCCACACGCGUUUGGUAGGGAUGGGUCUUUAGUGGAUGGUCAGACGCCUGCGGUGCGUUACCCAUCCCUAGAGGAUCCCCCUUUCUACAGAGAGACGGCUCCUUUGAACAUUGUUGGUGCACAGGAGAAAGCGAGCGCCAGUUCGCAGUAA
This is a messenger RNA of Laccaria bicolor S238N-H82, 1320 nucleotides long. RefSeq lists its product as uncharacterized. The record is from RefSeq and is a predicted model, not a curated record. Lineage: Eukaryota; Fungi; Basidiomycota; Agaricomycetes; Agaricales; Hydnangiaceae. The transcript has a single exon. The coding region runs from base 1 to 1320 and encodes 439 amino acids.